GAAACUACUCUUCUUUCUUUCUUUCUUUCUCUCUUAUUUUUAACGUUACCCCACAACACAAACACAACACAACUCUUCCUAUUCCUAUAUAUCACCCACUGACCCUUUCAAUUUGCUAUCUUAAACCCUACUACUGCAACAUUUUCCUCCCUUCUCCUCCUUACCCCUUGUUCCUUCGAAAUAUGAACCACGACGACAAACUCACCAUGGACCUGGUUCCACCAUCUGAACACCUCUGCUACGUUCGUUGCAACUUCUGCAACACUGUCCUCGCGGUUGGUAUCCCAUGCAAGAGGCUGUUAGACACUGUGACAGUGAAGUGUGGUCACUGCAGCAACCUCUCCUUUCUCAGCACCAGACCCCCAAAUUCUCAAAACCAAAGCAUUGAUCAUACCCUAAGUCUUCAGCAGGGGUUUUACAGUAAUGCCAAAAAGGGCCAAGCAUCAUCUUCAUCUUCAUCACCAACCACAUCGAACGAGUCAGUGUCCCCAAAAGCAGCAUCAUUUGUUGUGAAACCACCUGAGAAAAAGCACCGUCUCCCAUCUGCUUACAACCGUUUCAUGAAAGAGGAGAUACAGCGCAUCAAAGCAGCGAACCCUGAGAUCCCACAUCGAGAAGCCUUCAGCGCUGCAGCGAAAAAUUGGGCUAGGUUCAUUCCAAAUUCACCAAGCAGUUCAGUUUCUGCAAGUAAAGUUAAUGCUGAUUGAGUGUGGCAUGAUGGUUUGGAGAGAAUUGGAGCAAGUUAACUUAGGUGUUAAUUAUAUUAAAUUAUGUGUUGUUUUCUCUAUCUAUAUGACUAUAUCCUUUAAUUUUCCUUGUAUCGAGAUGUACUUUAUGCUGCAUGCAUGUAGAUCUGUAACCUGGUUAACAAAGGCAGAACUUCGGUGCCUAUAAUUUAGUACUAAAUAUUUGUUAAUCUGAAA
Messenger RNA from Cajanus cajan (pigeon pea), 923 nucleotides. Lineage: Eukaryota; Viridiplantae; Streptophyta; Magnoliopsida; Fabales; Fabaceae. The record is from RefSeq and is a predicted model, not a curated record.